UUUCCUCUCUGAAGAAGACAAUGACAUCAGAGAAUGCAGCACGCAGCGCGGCGCCACCUCAGAGAGUCUGCGUGUGGACGCCCCUGGCUCCUCCCACAUGUCAAGUCACAGCGGGGAGCUGCGCAUCCUGAGCGUUUAUGGACAAGGGGAGAGCCCACUGGCGGUGGACGUCCAUAACACCCUUUUUGCCGCGUCAGAACUGGAGGCCUUGAGCUCGCUGUCCGCUGACCACAGCGUGGCCAAGAGCCUGAACUGCAGUGUGCGGCUCGUCCGCCUUGAGGAGCUGACUGGGCAUCGGGGCGGCCGCAAGGGACGGCCUGGUGUCUUGUGUGGAAAGGUUAUUCCCAACAAUGCCAAUAUGAUCGUCCACAAGAGGACUCACUCCGGGGAGAAGCCCUACAAGUGUGACCAAUGCAUGAAGUGCUUCCGUCAGAAAGGCCCCCUGAAGCGCCACAUGAGGAAUCACUCCGGGGAGAAACCCUACAGGUGUGACCAAUGCACGAAGUGCUUCAGUCUGAAAGGCACCCUGAAGCGCCACAUGGUGACUCACUCUGGGGAGAAACCCUACAAGUGUGACCAAUGCACGAAGCGCUUCAGUCGGACAAGCCACCUGAAGAUCCACAUGAGGACUCACUCCGGUGAGAAGCCCUACAAGUGUGACCAAUGCACGAAGGGCUUCCUUCUGAAAGGCUCCCUGAAGAGCCACAUGAGGACUCACUCCGGUGAGAAGCCCUACAAGUGUGACCAAUGCACGAAGCGCUUCAGUCAGAAAAGCCACCUGAAUGGCCACAUGCUGACUCACUCUGGCGAGAAGCCCUACAAGUGUGACCAAUGCACGAAGCGCUUCAUUCGGUCAUACCGCCUGAGGAUCCACAUGAGGACUCACUCUGGGGAGAAGCCCUGCGUGUGUCUGCAGUGCAACGCCAGCUACUGCGGCCCAAGCAGUUUGCGUGUGCACAUGCUCAAGCACACUUUGAGCCACAUGAGGACUCACUCCGGUGAGAAGCCCUACAAGUGUGACCAAUGCACGAGGCACUUCAGUCGGAAAGGCCACCUGAAGAUCCACAUGAGGACUCACUCUGGGGAGAAGCCCUGCGUGUGUCUGCAGUGCAACGCCAGCUACAGCGACCCAAGCAGUUUGCGUGUGCACAUGCUCAAGCACACUUUGACACGGGGUAACGGGACGCUUUGAUUGAGACCUCUGUCCUGUAUUGGUUGAAAUUACUGCUUUUUGUUUUUCUCUUCAUCACGAUUAAACGCUUCGUACUUUCGA
Molecule: messenger RNA, 1273 nt
Organism: Gadus morhua (Atlantic cod)
Lineage: Eukaryota; Metazoa; Chordata; Actinopteri; Gadiformes; Gadidae
Product: zinc finger protein 239-like
Exons: 1
Coding region: 98-1192 (364 amino acids)
Biological process (GO): regulation of transcription by RNA polymerase II
Cellular component (GO): nucleus
Molecular function (GO): RNA polymerase II cis-regulatory region sequence-specific DNA binding; DNA-binding transcription activator activity, RNA polymerase II-specific
Source: RefSeq, a predicted model, not a curated record